Molecule: messenger RNA, 1230 nt
Organism: Trichogramma pretiosum
Lineage: Eukaryota; Metazoa; Arthropoda; Insecta; Hymenoptera; Trichogrammatidae
Product: zinc finger protein 888-like
Exons: 3
Coding region: 220-1191 (323 amino acids)
Biological process (GO): regulation of transcription by RNA polymerase II
Molecular function (GO): DNA-binding transcription factor activity; RNA polymerase II cis-regulatory region sequence-specific DNA binding
Source: RefSeq, a predicted model, not a curated record
GUAUCGAGAAGGAGCUAUUACAAUCGCGGGAUCACUUCGCUAAUAUAUACCAGCAUACAGUGUUUUCAGUCGCUGACGAAGAGCUAAAUUCCGGAGCAAGUGUUUACCAAUUGGUAAAUUCGAGGUUCAAUGUUAACUACUUGAGGCGUAUAACCUCGAAUAUUUUCAAGGCGUGAAUAAUCAUAAAAAAUUACAGUUAUUACAUAUAAUCACGGAAAUAUGGAAAGCAAAGAGGACACAGUAAGGGUGAAGGAAGAGCCGAACGUUACCUGGCUGAAUCCAGGUGAAGAUUAUAUUUUAGAUUUGGUGGACUCUUGUGAAGCAAAAAACUUUAAAACAUUUAAUUUUUAUCAAUCAUCAGCUAAUUACAUAAAUGAGGUUAUGGCGUCACAGGAAAAAUUAGAUGAAAAAAUACUUAUAGAUGUGGAGUGUAAGUAUGUUAAACUUGAACCAAAGUCUUUUUCGACGACCAUCUAUAAAACUGAAUACCAGAACGUUAAAAUAGAAGACGAAAAUCAGACAGAUGACUUGCAUGGAAAAAAUGUAGUAAUUUUGAUAAGAAAGGAAUUUGAUUACGAUAAUAAUUGUCAAUUUCCACUCAAUUUCCGAUGGAAUCGUAGUGAAUAUAAAAAAGUGGAAAAUUUUGUUAAAAGCAAUCAAAAUAAAGUAUCUGAUAAAAAUAAUAUUUAUCGAAAAAUUUAUACGAAAAAAUCAAAUCUAAAAAGAUAUACGACGCAUAAGAGCAUUAGAUCAUUUGACUGUGAAAUUUGCCACAAAUCAUUUGGACAAAAAAGUAACCUGCAACGUCACAUAAAUGCAAUACAUAAUCGUAACAAACCUUUUGAAUGUGACAUUUGUCACAAAUCAUUUGGACUUAAACAUCACCUCAAAUAUCACAUAAAUGGAGUACAUAAUCGAAGCAAACCCUUCGAGUGUGAGGUUUGCCACAAAUCAUUUGGAUGCAAGAGUAACCGGAAUAAGCACAUAAAUGCAGUACACAAUCAUGACAAACCUUUUGAAUGUGAUAUAUGUCACAAAUCAUUUAAUCGUAAAUAUGACCUAAAAAAUCACGUGAAGGCAAUUCAUGAUCGUAGCAAACCCUUCCAAUGUGAAUUUUGUCGCAAAUCAUUUGGAUACCAGAGUAUACUCAAAAGGCACAUAAAUGCAGUACAUGAUCGAAGCAAACUCUAGAAACGUGAUAUUUGUUUGGAAACGCUUGGACAUGUUAAA